UUUCCACCGACGCUGGCAGAGCGGACAAGUGGUGCCUUGGAUCUUGGACUGGUCAGAAUACCGUACAGGGUUCAUUGCCGUGUGACAACAGUAUAGCUACAAUUACACCAUGAAGCUGCUACAACUCACUCUUAUGCUUGGCUUGAUUGGAAGUAUCGUGGGUCUCCAGUGUUACCUCUGUGAUGACGGAUUAAUUGGCACUUCCCCUGGCUGUCUGGAUCCGUUCAAUACAUCCACCACUGAUCCAACCGUUACAAAACAGACUUGCCCAGGUGGAGCUUACUCUUGCAGUAAAACAUACUUAGGUUCAACUGAUUUGACCUUCACGGUGAGAGGCUGUCUCCCAACUGCUGGUUGUGCGAGCGCGGGUGGGUGCGCUUCGGCUCAGUAUCAAGGCAACGAGGCCACUAUCUGUUGCUGCACUGGUGAAUUCUGCAACGGAGCUGAGUCGGUGUCGGUCAAUCUCCUCACUACUGCGGCUGUAGGCUUGACUGCCCUUGUAUUUACUCUGUAAAGUGAGUGAAUCCAUCAGGAUGGCUUUGUGCUUGUUAUUAGGGCGCAUCCCAUAGCAUCCGUAUAUCUAGUCCUGAUCUAGUCUUUGAUUUUCUUAGCUUUUGUUGCAUGCACAGUGCAUUCUUCAUGUAGAAAGCGCUGGGUGUGUUUUUUUUUUUCAAAAUGAUUGAGCUUGAGUUGAUGUAGUAGAAUGGAGCAGUGCGGUAUUAACAGUGCAGAAAGAAUUAAGAACUAAGAUCGCUUAUCAUUUUGAACGAUACAUAUUUUCUUUCAAACGGUUAGAUUUUUUUUAAAUCCAUCAGUUGAAUAGUUCUGUAUUCCAAAAUGCUCAUGUGCACAUAACGAUUUGGCCUAAUUAUCAAGUCAAAUAAAAUAAUUGGCCUAAAUGGACCCAACUUAAAGAUUCGACCUAACAAUUUGGUCUCGGGAGUAGUUGUGUAGGCCUACACAAGUCUUAUUAUGCGGAACUCGAUGUUUCUACAAUCCACAAUGUUUACAUGCAAUAAAAAAGCACAUAGAAAUGUUCGCAAAUUGUUCGCACAUGGAUGAAACAUUAAACAAAAUACCGCAAAACAUUGUUAAACCCUUAUAGUUCAAAAAUUCCAGUGAAAUUGAUUGGUAAUAAGGAGUUUUCUUCAGUUCCUUGAGACGAUAUGCAUGCUUAAGGCGAACAUUUUUUUACUAUCACGAAUAGACAUUUUGCAUCUGAUGCCACAUUUGAGGGCUGGACUUUAUUUCUCAUUGUUUGUCAAUGAUGUCACUGUGCUGGCCAGAUAUUUAUGUGCGCACGCGCAGUUGGAGUACCAAAAAGGCUUUCAUUCAGUUUCAAUCUUUUGAUAAAGACAACACAAAUCAUCGCCAGAUUAUAUACUCAGAGAUUACGGGGGUUUUGUAUUAAAUGUUUUUUACGUGAUGUAUUACUUAGUUCAUUAAGUCAAGAUGGAGGUUAUUCUAUGAAGUCUUGAAUGCUUGUAAAAUAGCGCAUACAGAGCGAUUUGAUAUUCACAAUGUAUUUACAGCAAUAAUACAACAUCCGAGAGCUUUCAUGAGUUCUUUUAAAACAGUGGAUAUUUUUGGAAGAAAAUAGUACAAUAACCUGAUAAUAACGAUUGAUCAAAAGAAAAGACCACAAGACGGUACACUUUGUCCUGCUCGAGAUGUAGGUCUGAAAUAGUUAUUAAUUGACAUUCACUUUAUAGGAAAGCUAAACUCUCAUGGUGGCUGCAGGCAGCUGGG
Patiria miniata (bat star) is the source of this 1749-nucleotide messenger RNA. RefSeq lists its product as uncharacterized. Gene Ontology annotation, biological process: sleep; positive regulation of voltage-gated potassium channel activity; regulation of synaptic transmission, cholinergic. The transcript is spliced from 4 exons. The record is from RefSeq and is a predicted model, not a curated record. NCBI's taxonomy places the organism in Eukaryota, Metazoa, Echinodermata, Asteroidea, Valvatida, Asterinidae. The coding region runs from base 110 to 514 and encodes 134 amino acids.